GACAGAGAGAGACACACAGAGAACAUUGAACUUAAAGAAGACAAACAUCCUGUGAGGAGAAUCAGAACUGCUGUGAAGCUGAACUCAACUCACAAUGAAGAUCUUCCUCAUCUUCACUUUCUACCUCAUCUCAGGUUCAGUGAGAUGCUUUGAUGUGACUGGAUAUUCUGGAGGAAGUGUUCUUGUUAAUUCCUGGAAUCUUUGGUGCAAUUACUGUUUUAAAUACAUGGUGAAACUUGACCCAAGGACAAACAUAAUAAAUUAUAUGAAACAUGAUGAAUGGUCAAAAAAAGGAAGAUUCACUCUGUACCGGGACAAAUAUGGAAACCUCAUGAUCUUCAUCAAUGAACUGAAUAGAACAGAUGCUGGAAGAUACCAGAUUGGAGUUGAUGGCCAAUGGUUUAUCGAAAUGACUUUGAAUGUGAAACAAGAUUCAUGUUGUGGAGUUUCAAAGAGAGUGAUGGUGAAUAGUGGAGAAACUGCCAACUUCAGCUGUGAAUAUUCACAAGACAACAAGAAUGAUGAAAAGAUCAUUUAUAAAGAAGGAAGGAACUCCACUGAGAUGAUAUCUAGCACAUGGGAUAAGAAAGAAAGAUUCGGUAUUUCUGAUGACAGAUAUAAGAUCUUCAGUGUGAGAAUUACUGAUGUGACACCAGAUGAUGGAGGAGUUUAUUUAUGUGGAGUUCAGAUCUACAGACACUCGUACAGUUACUCCAACAUUAUUACUACUGUUUAUCUACACAUUCUGAAUAAAGUGGGUUCAUAUAGAGUGAGCGGUUACUCAGGAGGUCAGAUCAUCAUCAAGUGUGAACACCCUCAGUACAAAACCUACCCCAAAUAUAUCUGUAAAGAAUCAGAUGAGGGAUGUUCUGAUGUUAAGUCUGCAGGAGUUGAGAAUAAAUGGAUGGAAAAUGGAAAUGUUUCUUUAUAUGAUGACACCAGAGGAGGAGUCUUGAUGGUGUUCUUUAGAGAUCUGAAUGCUGGAGAUGCUGGAACAUACAGGUGUGGAGUCAAUGUGUCUCAGUAUAUGGUGUCGUUUACUGAAGUAACACUGGAUGUUAAAGAGGAUUUCUCUACGAUGAUCAUCCUUUGUGUGUGUGUUCUACUGCUGAUUAAAGCAUUAACACUGAUGUUUAAUGUUGGACAAAUCAAGAGACAAAGAUGACACACACACACACACACACACACACACACACACACACACACACACACACACACACACACACACAC
Xyrauchen texanus (razorback sucker) is the source of this 1230-nucleotide messenger RNA. RefSeq lists its product as uncharacterized. The record is from RefSeq and is a predicted model, not a curated record. NCBI's taxonomy places the organism in Eukaryota, Metazoa, Chordata, Actinopteri, Cypriniformes, Catostomidae. The coding region runs from base 95 to 1165 and encodes 356 amino acids. The transcript is spliced from 5 exons.